GAAAUUGGCCCCGGGCUCGGGGCUGGACUCGGCGAGCCGGGCGGAGUUUGGUGCGUGUGGUUGCCUGGCUUGGCGACAUGUCCCACGCGGGUGGCGGUACUGGUGGGAGUGAGGGGGAAGGCGCGGCUGCCGCCGGCUUGUUCAGCUUCAGCCCGGAGCCCACGCUCGAGGACAUUCGACGCCUCCACGCAGAAUUUGCUGCUGAGCGGGACUGGGCCCAGUUCCAUCAGCCUCGGAAUCUGCUCUUGGCCUUGGUCGGUGAAGUAGGAGAGCUGGCAGAACUCUUUCAGUGGAAGUCUGAUAAAGAGCCUGGUCCUGAAGCCUGGCCCCCAAAGGAGCGGGCAGCCCUUCAAGAGGAGCUUAGUGACGUCCUCAUCUACUUAGUAGCAUUAGCAGCACGAUGCCAUGUGGACCUGCCCCAAGCAGUACUCUCCAAAAUGGACACCAAUCGACGACGUUAUCCAGUCCAUUUGUCCCGAGGUUCUGCCCGAAAGUAUACAGACUUGCCCCAUGGGACCAUCUCUGAGGACCAGGCUUCAGGGCCUGAAGACCCUGCCUCUGACUUGAAAACCCAGGUCUCCACCUAGAAACCGCUUCUGAACAGCAGAUGGAACUUGUUCUUGUCCUUUCUUACUAAACUGUGGGUCUGAGGCCCAGGAGCCUCUAGAAGAUAGUUGGCUGGUGUUUUCUCUCCCAAUAAAAUGGUUUAAGGUAACAACUUCCAGAUUUU
Molecule: messenger RNA, 730 nt
Organism: Nannospalax galili (Upper Galilee mountains blind mole rat)
Lineage: Eukaryota; Metazoa; Chordata; Mammalia; Rodentia; Spalacidae
Gene: Dctpp1
Product: dCTP pyrophosphatase 1
Exons: 3
Coding region: 78-587 (169 amino acids)
Biological process (GO): nucleoside triphosphate catabolic process
Molecular function (GO): nucleoside triphosphate diphosphatase activity
Source: RefSeq, a predicted model, not a curated record